UGUUGCACGAGGAGAACUUGGACUACAGCGUUUCUUCAAGCUGAAGGCUUCGGAUGGCAUCAAGCUGCGCCGGAAUGGGAGAGAGCUGAGCAGGGGUCAGAGUCAAGUCCAGUUUUUCUCCAUCACCUGGUUUGUGGAGCUGGUUUAACAUGGGAUGAGCUCCUGGCACCAGUGAGUGAAGAUGUAUAAAUGUCUUCCAAGAACACUCGUGAUUCUUAUUUGGAUGUUUCCGCGCUCGCACACACGUUGAGGGGACAUCCUGUUUACGGCCAGCUGUGUCCCGGUGUAUCCUGACUGAGAGCCCGAACGGACCCUGGACCCUGGAGGGGCCGGUGGGGGUCGCCUGGGAGAAAAUGCGGUGCACCACCCUCACCGCUCUGCUGCUGGGGGUCAUGCUGUACCUGGUGAUGGGAGCGCUUGUUUUUCUGACCUUGGAGACGCCGAAGGAGACCUCGGAGCAUGAACGUUUUCUCCAAAAGAAGAAAGACUUUCUUGUGAACAACACCUGCGUCACCGAGCUGGACUUCCACACGCUUGUCAAGGGAGUGUUUUCUGCCGUGGAGGCAGGCCUGGAUGUGAGCAGCCUUUCUGCCAACCUGACCACCCGCUGGGACAUGGCCUCCGCCAUCUUCUUCUGCGGCACCAUCAUCACCACCAUCGGUUUUGGGAACCUGUCUCCUCAUACGACGUACGGCCAGCUCUUCUGCGUGUGCUACGCGCUGGUGGGGAUCCCCAUGUUUGGCAUCCUGCUUGCUGGAGUCGGGGAUCACAUGGGGACGGUGCUGCGGAGAGCCGUGGCCAAGAUUGAGACCCUCUUUCUGAAACGUAAAGUCCGGCCCACAACGGUGCGCGUGAUCUCAGCCGUCCUCUCCAUCCUGAUUGGCUGUCUGAUCUUCCUCGCCGUGCCAACAGUCGUGUUUCAGGAGGUGGAGGAGUGGACGUUUCUGGAAUCGCUCUAUUUCGUGGUCAUCACUCUGACCACCGUCGGCUUUGGAGACUUUGUGCCAGGUGGGGGUACUAAAGACGGCAAGAUCUUCAAGCCUCUGGUGUUGCUGUGGAUCGUGUUCGGCCUGGCCUACUUCGCCUCCAUCCUCACCAUGAUCGGGAACUGGCUGAGGGUGCUGUCCAAGAGGACCCGCGCUGAGAUGGAGGAGUUGAGGGCUCACGCCACAGACUGGACGCAGAACAUGGACUUCCGUAUCCCCAAUCCGCUGGAAUUCAACGACCCGUUCCUCCUGCAGCGCCGACGCUGGAAGCGCAGCGAGCGCCGACGGAUUCGCCGGGGCGCCCAGUGCACUCUGGGAUACCUGGUUCGAGGUGGCUCUGAGAACGGACACCUCCCGAACCACUGGGCCGGUUUGUCCAACUCCUUGAGCCAACUGGACGCUCAGUCGUCGCUGGAGAACGCGGGGGCGACGAAGCCGAAGCCGCAGGGCGGAGCCGCCCCAAGAGCGGCGCCGGGACUGAGGGCCGACGUCCCCGAGGGUCUGCAGGGGCCGGGCAGGGCUUUUCCUCACCUGCUGGCCCGCUCCUUCUCCCUGCCCGUGGCCCGCUCCACCGCAGAACUGAACUCCGUAGGAACAGCCAUGCAGGGAGCGUUCCCCUCCGGAUCCGAGUCUCCGUUCGACUCCCGGUCAGAGGGCUCCUCGGCGAGCUCCUCCUUCUCGGGGCCCCACAAGUUCCCCGCCGGCAGCGCGGAGGAGGGAGGGGCCGCCUUCAUGAACACAACUCAGGAGACAGACAAAAAUGUCCCGACGCAAAACUGUGACUCUGUAGAAAAUCAUAAACACUCGUCUGCUCUGAGUUUCCCGCCUUACUCCGCCCCUCACCUCCCCUCCAUCCUCUCCGUCCUCCCUCCCUCCCCGGACACCGUCGGCGCUCCGCCCCCCAGCUGCCAGCUGCUGGACUUCUUUGGGGAGAACCUGGCGUACAUCGACGAGUCCUCGGACACGCUGAGCGAGCGCGGCCAGGUGAGUGAGGAGCGGAGGCGGCGGCCAAGGAAGCCCAAGAGGAGGAGCAUGAGGAGGCAGCUGUCACGCACGUGGAGCCCCCUGCAGGUGAGGAGGCCCAGCAUGCAGCCGCCAUCCAACCCCCCAACACCUCCCCCAGACUCCCCCCGGUCAGAGCAGCGGACGCAUUCUGCACUCUGACAGCAGUGCCAAAGUCCAAAUACGUGUGACAGUAAGACUAGAGACUCGAGGAAAUCGAUUGGACAUUUCUCACUGUCACGAACGUGACGUACGUGUGAUUAUUGUGACGGCAGGACUAAAGAACACAUAAAGAGGUCAAAAAACAGCAGCAGGAGUUCCUGAAUUGUGCCUCAAGACCAGCACAGGUGUACUGCAGGGAUGCUGCUCUGCUGUGUUCGGACUGUUUACAUGAACGUCAGUCAUACCAUCCCAGAUAUGAAACCAAAUUUACACAUGAUUUCUAAACGGACUCAAUUUGCUGAUUUUCAUUUAGACAAAGAUUUAAAAUUGUAUUUCACACUCGCGCACGUUGGCCACAUCAUCUCCACCUGAAGCCGUGGACACAGUACAACCACUCACAUUCUCUGCUACAGACAGUUUAAAAGGGUUAACUUCCACUGCAUGACUUUAGACUGUGAUUGGAAACACGCUCACGUACAGGGAGAACAUGGAAUCAUGGUCUGGCUUCCCUCAUUCUCUUCACACCAAUCGUUUUCACAAGCGUUGUUAAGCCGCAUUAUACCUACUGGGUGUGCACAAAUCUUUAAAGUCCAUUUAAUUUGCUCACCUCGACAUUAUUUUUAGUCCAGGAUCUUUUAAAUAAAUGCACAGGGAGAUAAAUCUAGACCACACCUGCUGUGAUCCAUCACAACGUGCAGCUGCCUCAUGAGUCACAGCUCCAUCCAAACAUUACUCAAAAUAAUUAUCUACUUUGUUCAGGCGGUUUUCAGCUGCUUUGCUCCGUCAGCUCUCAGCAGAUGUACUCAGCAGUAAGCCUCGGGUCUUAGCUGCUUCGAGGGUUUGACUUCUGGAGACCUGAGCUUUAAAUUCAGUGCAGCUGUUUACAUCAGCGGCGGGCCACCUCGCUUUAACGGCCACUUCCGCGAAAAGCAGGCAAUCUUUCAAAACGCUCCGUUCAAAGACGGAAGCAGGGUUUUAAACAGUUAAUGAUAUGUAUUUAAAGCUCUCUGGGGCCGACACCAAGUAGCUAAAUUGAUCGAAUUACACAUCAGGAUCUGGGUGGCAUAUCACUUUGGUAAGAGAAAAAUAUUCCCGGGGAAAACCCUGCAGAGGGUGGAGAACCUGGACCUCAUUUUACAGCCAUCGUUCACCGUCAGACCAGCUGCCACGCACAGGUUUACACAUCUCCUUACAUCAAACUGCUGGUUCAGGAAACUGCUACUGAACCUGCUCAGAGGUUAAAUGGGGUGAGAUGAAAUCAGUCAGACGAAGAAAAAGUGUUCUCUCUUCCUCUCUCUCUCUCUCUAAAAAGAGCAGCUAAAGCAAAGCUUAAGUUAUUUGUGAGUUUGUGGUUUGUACCUGCUCUCCUGCAGUCGCCGUUGGCAAGGCUCGGCCUGUGACCACUUCUGGUCUCGGCUGAUAGUCGCUGUGUGUCCUUUUAUUUUCCUACAUAAAUAAUUGUGCGGGUUUUUCACGUCUUUUAUAUGCAGGCUGUCCUCAGAUGAACCCUGCUGGAUGCGUCACGAUAUCUGAACGUGACCCAUUAAAGUGACGCUGAUCAGACCCAUCUUAACACACACAGUUAUUUAACAAGAACCAGACAAUUUGGGGAAUAUUGUGAUGUUCCAGUGGUUUUCCAUUAAUUUUUUUUACACCAUUCUUAAGAAUAAAUGGUUAGAUUUUAAAGGCUGUUCAUAAAAUUACUUCAGAAUUCAAUCCCAGUGUCAUUAAAGGACAUUUUAAUGAAUAAUGAGAAAUAUUUUGCUACUAUUUUGACCAUCUCCAAAGAAACACCUCUUAAUAUAACUUCCAACAAGUAUUCUGUUUAUGUUUGAAAAGGGACAUUUGUACCAGUAUGUGAUCUUUUUGUUUUAUUCUAAAGUUAAAUGCCUUACUGACUGUGGUGAAAUUCUGCUUUACUGAAGGCAGAGGGGCCAAACUCGACAUCGACCUUAAUGUUUAUCAGGACUUUCUCAUCCUGUUUGUUAUGGCUGUCAUGCAUUCAUAUUUUUUUAUUCUGGAAGAAAUGCAGAAUGCAGACUGCUAAAAGGACAAAUGCGGUCGAGGGUUGAGAGGUUCACGGAGAAGACACAAAACAGAAGCAUUUCUGCAGAGCGACUUUUGAGGGUCCACCGACACACAACAAUGCAGGAUGAUCCAUAAAGCUUAGUGGCUUUGAAACAACAUAGUUUUUUUGUAAAACCUUUAUACCCCACCAAAAAUUGGGCAUAUCGUGUAUUUUUUUUUUUA
Molecule: messenger RNA, 4400 nt
Organism: Salarias fasciatus (jewelled blenny)
Lineage: Eukaryota; Metazoa; Chordata; Actinopteri; Blenniiformes; Blenniidae
Gene: kcnk4a
Product: potassium channel, subfamily K, member 4a
Exons: 8
Coding region: 354-2150 (598 amino acids)
Biological process (GO): stabilization of membrane potential; potassium ion transmembrane transport
Cellular component (GO): plasma membrane
Molecular function (GO): outward rectifier potassium channel activity; potassium ion leak channel activity
Source: RefSeq, a predicted model, not a curated record